Messenger RNA from Acaulospora colombiana, 246 nucleotides. The record is from the annotation of a GenBank genome assembly. NCBI's taxonomy places the organism in Eukaryota, Fungi, Glomeromycota, Glomeromycetes, Diversisporales, Acaulosporaceae.
AUGACGCCAUACAAUUCUGGUAUCGACCAAUCCCAUACUUUGAAAGUCAUUCCAGUAUUAGCCCUUAACUUGCCAUCUAGGAAUUUGAGCAUCGUCUGGGAGGAUUCGUCAGACGAAAUUGUGUUGUGUCUAGGGACGAGCAUUGUAAACGUUAGUGGGUGGAUAAAUUUGCUGUCCUCGGUGUUUGAGCUGAGCGGUUGUGCAAGGAGGACUCCCGCGCCAGCAGGAGAAUUCGAAAAUUUGUGA